Messenger RNA from Parnassius mnemosyne (clouded apollo), 675 nucleotides. The record is from the annotation of a GenBank genome assembly. NCBI's taxonomy places the organism in Eukaryota, Metazoa, Arthropoda, Insecta, Lepidoptera, Papilionidae.
AUGCCGAUGACAUCUUUGGUGGAGAUGAUGAGGAAAAUUAAACCUUAUCAAGUGAGUGAGCAUGACACUGACUCGGAACAAGAAUGUGACGAUGAUUUGAAUCAGGUAUUUUCAAAUAAUGAUAAAUCUUUGGAAAUGGCAAACGAAGAGCACCUGGGUUUGAGAUUGUUGAAGGAAUCUAUGGAAGUUCUCGAAUCUGCGUUCAGUGAUGGGGAUGAAGAACUAUUGAUAAAUAUUUCGUCCAGGGUUGCUACAUUAAGUGAUAUUGAAAACUUAAAGGUGCAAUCCCAGUCAUUAACCGAUUAUGUGAACGGACUCAAGGAAAUCCUAAAGACUCAACUAAAUUUAAAUGAGCAACUUAUAACGGAUGUGAAGAAAAUGCAAAUUGAUCUUAAUCCAAUCAAAUCUACUAUAAUCAAUAUUGUUAAUGAGCUUGGAUCUUAUAAAGAGAGAGUUGACUCCUCAUUUCAUGAGAUCAAGAAAGUGAUAACAUACCAGAGACUCAAAAUGGCAUUGGAGUCAAGGCACUUGGCUUUUGAAUUAUUCCAGACGCAGCUUAUCCAAACUAUAGACAAAUGUAAUAUUCACUACCUAUCUGAGUCAUUAAUUUCAAAGAUGAAACUUGGGGAUAUCCUCAGUGAUGUCAUCCCGCAAUUAAACAAAAUGCUACCUUAG